Arachis duranensis is the source of this 3289-nucleotide messenger RNA. Its product is annotated as CRS2-associated factor 1, chloroplastic. Gene Ontology annotation, molecular function: RNA binding. Lineage: Eukaryota; Viridiplantae; Streptophyta; Magnoliopsida; Fabales; Fabaceae. The record is from RefSeq and is a predicted model, not a curated record. Gene Ontology annotation, biological process: Group II intron splicing.
GUGCCCUAACCCAGAAUCAGAACUCAUCUCACCUCUCUCUUCUCUCGCCACUCUCUCCCUCAAGCCCGUCGCCGGCUCCUCAAGCUCGCGUCGCCCCCUCAAGCUGUCGCCGCCUCAAGCUCGCGUCGCCGCCUCAAGCUCGCGUCGCCGAGCUCGUCGCCGCCUCAAGCUCGUCGCCGCUCAAGCUCUGUCGCGCUCUGUCAUAGUUCGUAAGCUCGCCUUCCUGCUUCGGCCAUCAACGCUUCCUCGGCCCUGAGUCUGGGUUUAGGGUUUCAGCUUCGCCUUGGUUCUUCCAUCAACGCUUGCUUCGUGUCUCUGCCUAUAUGAUGACCGAAUCAACCGGAUAGUUGAAUCAGUAACUCAGUGAUCCGGUCAUAUGACCGAAUUGAUUGUCGGUUUGGUUCUGAUAACUAUGGCUAGGAGAGUUAUGUUUCACUGUUUUGAGUUCACUUCACUUUUGUAUCAGUGAAAAUGGCUCUAACCGUCAAGCUGCCAAUACGGUUCCCAAUAUUCGCGCCAAUUAUCGACCCGUAUCGGACAGAUGAACCGACCCAAAUAUCCACAGAGGUCAGAUUCUCUCGUUGGAACAACGCCAACGCCGCCAAGUUCAACGAGCGCCGGCGAACUUCCGCCGUUUCCAGCGCCGCCGUUAAAACCUUCAAAUCCGCCGGGACGCCCUCCGCUCCGUCGAGGCCUUCCAUCCCCGGCAGGAAAUCGAAGUACUCCAAACCGCCGGCGGAGCCCCCGCGGGAUUCUCAUGCUGCGGUUAGGUUUUCCAGCACCCCGAAUUCGAAUCCAAGCAGGACUCAAUUGGCGCCAGCAAACGUGAGAAUUGGCGAUGACGGAGUCUCCUACGUGGUCGAAGGCGCACCGUUCGAGUUUCGGUACAGCUACACGGAAACGCCAGCGGCGAAGCCGGUGAAGAUUCGGGAGCCAUCGUAUGUGCCGUUCGGACCAGCGACGAUGCCGCGGCCAUGGACCGGACGGGCACCGCUGCCGACGAGCAAGAAGAAGUUGAGGGAAUUCGACUUGUUUGUUCUGCCUCCGGCAGACAAGAAGGGGGUGAAGCCCGUCCAGAAGCCCGGACCCUUUUUACCCGGAUCGGGCCCGAAACACGUGCAGUCGAAGGAAGAGUUGUUGGGGGAGCCAUUGACGAAGGAAGAGAUCAAUGCGUUGGUUGCCGGCACCAUCAAAUCUGCCCGCCAGCUCAAUAUUGGUAGAGAUGGUUUGACACAUAACAUGUUGGAGAAUAUACAUGCUCUUUGGAAACGACGGAGAGUGUGCAAGAUAAAGUGCAAAGGAGUGUGCACCGUCAACAUGGAUAAUGUGUGCCAACAGUUAGAGGAAAGGACUGGGGGAAAAAUCAUUCAUAGGAAAAGUGGUACGGUAUACCUCUUCCGGGGCAGAAACUACAACUAUAGAACACGCCAACGUUUUCCUCUGAUGCUGUGGAAACCUGUAUCUCCAGUAUAUCCUAGGUUGGUUAAGCGAGUUCCAGAAGGCCUAACACUAGAAGAAGCAACUGAAUUUCGUCGGAAGGGAAGGAACUUGGAACCGAUAUUCAAGCUAGCAAAAAAUGGUGUUUACUGUGACCUUGUAGCAAAUGUCAGAGAGGCUUUUGAAGAGUGUGAACUAGUGCGAAUAAAUUGUCAAGGACUAAAUGAAAGUGAUUAUCGAAGGAUUGGAGGAAAACUAAGGGAUCUUGUUCCAUGCAUAUUACUCUCAUUUGAGAAUGAACACAUACUUAUGUGGAGGGGAAAAAAGUGGAGGUCCUCUUUCCCAGCUCUCGAAGAUGAUUACAAUGAAGCCAAUAAAAUUGAUGUUGACAGUGACAAUUCCAACACACCGACUUCAGAUGCCCCAGAAUUGUCUGAAAUGUCUUUACAGGAGAAUUCAUUAGAGCAUCUAAGCAGUGAAUCUUAUGACACUAGUAUUUCUUCGAGUUCAGCUGAUGUGAGUUUCUCUCAAGCUGAGGUGCCUUACCCUAUAGAAGAUAGCAAUCCACCUUUCUCGAUGGUUACUGACGCUGCUUCACUUUCUAUGGGAACCUGUGAAGUUGAAACCACAGAUGAUGUCAGGGGUUCUCCACCUUCUGGUAGCACAAAACCAAGUGUUUCUGUGCUGGAAAGUUGUGAGAAUUCUAUUGAUGGCAAGGUAGAUCCUUCUACAGAUGGGUUGCUAGAUAGUUCAAGUGCAGCUGAUGAAAGUUUAAUUUCAACAUCAUCUGCAUCUUGCACAGAAGGAGUUAUGUUACUGUGGGAGCAAGCUGUUGAGAAAGGUAGUGCACUUGUUUUAGAUGACAGAUCUUUGGAUGCUGACAAUGUUUAUCAAACCGCAGUGGCUUUUGCCAAAUCAGCUCCACCAGGGCCUGUUUUUAGCCGAUCUAGAAAGGUUAGGGUUCAAAAUAAUGACGAGGAAGAAGAUUCAACUUUUGAGAAAAAAGAAGUUACCACUGUUGUGAUUGAAGGUAAAAUGGAGAACACUCAGAAGAGUUCCGAAAUUCGAAGAAAAGAUUUUGAUGAGCGACAGAGGAAUGUAGUGCCACAGGGAACAUCAAGAGUAGAUGAACUUGUGAGACUUCUGACAUGAUACCACCAAAAUGUCCUAGCUGCAAAUGGGGCUAAUUAGUUUUGGAAGUCCAGAGAUAUGGAUGGAAAAUAUCCUUGUGUUUGGCUACGGUUCCAGCAACUCUAAUGUUUCUAGUUCUUGGAGGUACAUUUUGUAAGAAAUUAUAUUAUGUCUCUAGUGUUGUGUGUUGCAUUUUAUAGGAUUAAUAAAUAUAUCAGUUAAUUAAAUGAAGGAAAGCUUGUUAGUAGAUAUUUGAAAGUAACUAACUUGAUGGAAGUUAGUUUACGAGAAACAAAACCAGAAUUCCUCUUCCUGCCAAUGAAGUUCCUCUUCUUCUUUCACAAGUCUUGACAAAGAAAUAAAGAAAGCGCAAAGGAAUAGACAAGUGAAUUCUCAAUAUGAACUCCAAUCAAUGAAUCAGGAGACACCUAACACCCUUGCAGAACCAGGCAAACUUGAAGAGGCAAGAUGGGUGCUAGGGAGAGUUAGAGCCAAGAGGUAUGGAGAUUAUGGAAGCCAAAUUUCAAGAUCUUGCUCAUGCUAGUAAAGAACCACAAGCGGUCAAGAACCAUUUGGGAAACACCACAAGAAAUAGAAGCCCAAGUCAGUGAUAGCUGCCUUGGGGAUUUGCAUUUCAAAAUCUCCCUGGCAAAAAAAAUAACUACUCUCUUUUAUGUUGUUUCCUUUUUUUUCCCCAGAGUUUUGGCUUUGCCUCUAAAGC